Molecule: messenger RNA, 3777 nt
Organism: Blastomyces dermatitidis ER-3
Lineage: Eukaryota; Fungi; Ascomycota; Eurotiomycetes; Onygenales; Ajellomycetaceae
Product: CCAAT-box-binding transcription factor
Exons: 4
Coding region: 48-3407 (1119 amino acids)
Cellular component (GO): nucleus
Source: RefSeq, a predicted model, not a curated record
GGAGAUACCAUAGUAAUUCUGUGCGCUAUUCAGCCACAGCAUUCACAAUGGGGAAGCCAAAGACAAAAGGCCGACGAUUCUCUGCAAAUGAGGUACCGAUCGCAGCUGCGGAAAAGCCUGCUAACUCCUCUACUACCAAUACAGAUUCACUUCCAGACUUGUCUACGGGCGUCCUAGCCAACCUAACGAAACGCAUUGAACAAGGUUUACAAGACCAGAAAUCCCAGCCGCGAAAGGAGCCAAAGGCGACCGCGAGUGAAUUGAAAAAGAAGAAAGAUGCUCGUCCGCAAUUCGAACGUAAACCCGACAACAAAAAGGGGAAAAAGCGGGACAGGAACGGGGAAGUUAUAGCCCCUCGAGUAAGCGCGAAGGGAAAACCUGGGUCCAAACUUGACGAAGGAGGGGCCCACGGAAGCGCAUUAGAAAAUGAAAUAUACUCGAUCGGCGGAACUAAGGAGGACUACGAUCUCCUUGCUGGCAUCGAUUCAGAUUCGGAAAUGGAAGUCUUUGAGGAUACGCCAAACAAACAAAAUGGGAAAUCAGUUAAUGAGAACACUCUACGCAAGGAUCUAGAAAAAAUGCUGGGCGCAGAUAAUCCAUCCCCAGCGUCAAAACCUACAGCUAAAAAGGCUAACGUUGCGAAUCCUAUUCACCUUGCUCCCAAGCCGGCAAAGGAAACCAAGCCACCAAAGGAUAUCCAGCCUUCAAUAGAAACCCCAACGCAAAAUACUCUGAAGAAGAAAUCGAAUCCGAACCAGGAGGAGGUCUCCGGUUCGAAAAAGCUAACACAGCAGCAUAGUGCACGAUCAUCCAAUUUGGUUAUCGACCCUCGUCCCGAUUGGUAUUCCAUACCACUGCCUGAAAUAUCUCUAGAAUCACCGAAGAGUAGCGGUGUCGCCCGACACAUCUUAGAUCGUGUCCAAGAAUAUGCUACAACGCUACUUAACUCGGAAAACCAAGCCUUUGCAACAUCGCAGCAGUCGUCCUCAUCCUACAAGUUUUAUUCCACUAUCGUUUCUUCCGGAACUUUGAGUGAUAAAAUCUCAGCGUUAACACUGGCGGUGCAAGAGUCACCUCUCCACAAUGUAAAAGCAUUGGAGAAUCUUAUUGCGCUUGCUAAAAAGAGAAGUCGAGCGCAAGCUGUUGAGGUUCUCAGAUCCCUCAAAGAUCUAUUUGCCCAAGGCACCCUUCUCCCGAGUGAUCGCAGACUAAAAUCACUGGCCAAUCACUCGGCGUUGCUCGCUGCGUUCGAAGAUGUUCCUGGUAACUGGACUGCUUCAAAUCCCUUGCCCAAGGGUUUGGACCGGAGCCACCUCAUUGUGUGGGCCUUCGAGGACUUUCUGAAGGAGCAAUACUUCGAGGUACUGAAAAUCCUCGAAAUUUGGUGUAAUGAUGAAAUCGAAUUUUCGCGAUCCAAAGCAGUAAGCUAUGUUUACGAGCUCUUAAAAGAAAAGCCAGAACAGGAGUCCAAUUUGUUGCGCCUCCUGGUCAAUAAACUUGGUGAUCCAAACAAAAAGAUCGCUUCGCGGGCGUCUUAUCUUCUACUACAGCUUGAACAGUCCCACCCUUUGAUGAAACCAAUCAUAAUCUCAGCGGUCGAAUCAGACAUUCUUUUCCGACCAGGCCAAAGCCAGCAUGCAAAGUAUUAUGCAAUAAUCACCCUCAACCAGACAGUCUUGAGAAGUGGCGAAGAGGAUGUUGCGUCAAAGCUCCUCGAUAUAUAUUUUGGUCUUUUCGUUGCUCUGCUGAAGCCGACCAAGGAUUCCGCAGGCAACUCGGAACAUAAACAUGGGAGACACGAUGCAAAAUCUAAAAAGCGACGUGGAGGCGCCGCAGUUCCAAAAGGACAGGCUCAGGAAACUGAGUUGCGCGAGAAGUUGAUUGCGGGCGUUUUGACUGGCGUCAAUCGAGCUUAUCCGUUCACCAGCUCUGAUGUCGAAAAGCUUUCGAAGCAUAUUGAUACUUUAUUCCGUAUCACCCAUUCCUCGAACUUCAACACUAGCAUCCAAGCGUUGAUGCUUAUCCAGCAGCUAUCGUCUUCUCACCAAGUGUCGUUGGACCGAUUUUAUCGAACCCUCUAUGAGUCCCUACUCGACCCCCGAAUAUCCUCCUCGUCAAAGCAGUCGUUGUACCUAAAUCUCUUAUAUAAAUCUCUAAAGACUGACUUGAAUGUCAGGAGAGUUAAGGCUUUCGUAAAACGACUGGUUCAAAUCCUAUCACUACAUCACCCAUCUUUCAUUUGUGGCGUGUUCUAUUUGAUAAGGGAGCUGGAGAAGGUUUUUAUAAAUCUCUCCACGCUCAUGGACGAACAAGAAAACAUCGAAGACGACGACGAGGAGAUUUUUAGAGAUGUUCCGGAGGAUGGAGAGCAGACCGCGGAGCAAGCGCCGGAGCAGACCGAGAAGAAAAAUGAAAAUCGAUAUGACCCUCGUAAAAGAGACCCCGAACAUAGCAAUGCUGAUAGAAGUUGUCUCUGGGAACUGCUUCCCUACGUUUCUCACUUUCAUCCCUCCGUUUCCGUUAACGCUUCUCAUCUACUGCACCACGAACCUAUGUCUGGCAAGCCUGAUCUUUCUAUUCACACUCUUACACACUUCUUGGACCGAUUUGUCUACCGUAAUCCCAAGGCGGCUCCCAGUAUGCGUGGGGCUUCCAUUAUGCAGCCUCUCGCUGGAGGCGACAAUAGAGGCUUACUAGUCACAUCUGGAGGAAUGGGCAAGGCGCAGGAACCAGUUAAUAGGGAAGAGUUCUGGAAAAGGGAAAGUGACAAAGUUGCUGCUGAAGAUGUAUUCUUCCACGAGUACUUCAAUCGCAUGGAUAAGGAUAAUGUGCGCAAACUGAAGUCGAAGAAGAAGACUGGUGCCCGGGAUAAGGAUGGGGCUGAGAGUUAUGAUGAAUCAGAGAUUUGGAAGGCUCUUGUUCAGUCUCGACCCGAGCUUGAGGGCGAUGGUGAGAGUGACGAUGAUAUCGACGUCGAUGAUUUGGCAUCCGCCAUGGGUGAUGAUGAAGAUGAGCUUGAUGAUCUUGAUAUGGAUGAUAUGGAAAGUGGCGAUGAUGACGAGGAUGAGGAAGGGGUAAUUUUCAAUGAUGAGAGUGAUGAGUCAGGGGUUGAGGUAGAGCAAGAUAAAGGGCAUGCAGCGGAGGAAAUCGACGGUUUCGAGGGCUUUGGGGAUGAGGAUGCAUUCGAUAUGGAUGUCUCAGACGAAGAUGCAUUCCGAGACAGUGAUGACGAUGUGCCUUCUGACCUGGACAAUGGGGUUGAAGAGCUACUCGCUGAAGCCUCGCCCAAAGGAGACAAAUCUACGAGUAGACAGAAAAGGAGGAAACUCAAACACUUGCCCCUUUUCGCGUCUGCGGAUGAUUAUGCUGCAUUGUUGGCGGAUGAUGGCCUAGACGAUGGCAUGUGAUCGUUAUCCUUGGGUGAGGUAUGCAUGUUCGAUGGUUGGCAUUUUUUUGAUAGAGCCUCGAAAUUUGAAGCUAUUUUUAUGAUUUGCAUUACUUUUAAUAUAUUCGUAGCUACGUAGUCCAAUUUUUGCAGAAACGUACAUAUACUAUCAGCGACGGAGAUUUGACACCCUAAUUUCGAAUUUCCCGUUUUGAGGUAUCAAGCCCCAUUCUUUGUGAUCGAACCACCCAACAACAUGUUUUGAACAAGGCGGGAAUAGUAAUAAACUUGCAGUAGCGCCUCCUGGAAUAAUAUUCAUCACAUAUCAAUCAUAAAAUGUCGAAUGAAACCAGAAAAGGAGAAUUACUUUCCACGAUUUAUCAACGCAAUCC